CGCGCGUCAACGCUGGACUCGUAUGCGAUCGUAACUCUUUACGUUAUAGUAGAACUUACGAACCUAAAUGUGUAUAGAUUGGGUGUUGUGGUUUCUAAAUAAACUUGUACUCAUGAGUGGGUUUUGAACCUGAUUUUCUGGACAUUGAAUCCUGAUUAACAGGUUCAGAAAACAGAGGAGUAGGUCCAGAAGAUACCAAGUUAGAAUCAUGAUGGUCUGAAGUACUGAAGUCUGCACAAACACAGAUGACCAACUCUACAAUGAAUGAUACAGACGUGGUGCAGGUCAUAAUUGACCAGAAGAGGCUAGAAUGCGAGGAGAUCUUGAACAUGACAAUAAGAGCCACAGUGGCGGAGCCCUACUGCCCCGGAGUGUUUGAUGGAUGGUCGUGUUGGCCGGACACCGCCGCUGGUCACACCGCUUACACUGACUGUCCAGAGUUUAUCACGGGGUUCGACCCAACUAGAAAAGCCCACAAGGUGUGCACGGGCAACGGCACGUGGUUCAAGCACCCAGACUCGCAAAAAGAAUGGUCUAACUACACGACGUGUGUCAACGUAGACGAUUUGCAUUGGCGACAGCAGAUCAACUCUAUAUACGAGACAGGCUACCUCAUCUCCCUCGUUGCCCUUCUACUGUCAUUGGGGAUACUUUCAUACUUCAAAUCACUAAGGUGUCCCAGAAUAACCCUUCACAUGAACCUGUUCACGUCUUUCGCAGCAAACAACGCACUGUGGGUUAUGUGGUACAGACUCAUUGUGCCAUACCCUGACACCAUCAUGCAGAAUGGGGUAGGUUGUCAGAUCCUCCACGUGGUGCUCCACUACUUCCUACUGACCAACUACUCGUGGAUGCUUGCUGAGGGGUUCUACCUUCAUACUCUCCUCGUCUCUGCCUUCAUCAGUGAGGAGAGACUAGUCAAGUACCUGACAGUUCUGGCGUGGACGCUGCCUGCGCUCUUCAUCCUUGUUUACACAGUGCUGCGGCUCGUCUUCGCUGAUACUCACCAAUGCUGGAUCAACGAGAGCCCAUACACCAACGUGUUGAUUGUCCUAGUCUGCUUCUCCAUGGCGCUCAACCUCGUGUUCCUAUGUAACAUAGUGCGUGUUCUGCUCAUCAAGCUGCGCGCAGGGCCAAGCCACCUGGCGGCUUCUAACAGACCGUCGCGCACACUACUGCAGGCCUUCCGCGCAACGCUGCUCCUCUUGCCGCUGCUGGGGCUUCACUACUUGCUCACACCUUUCCGCCCUCCACGUGACCAUCCUUGGGAGAGGUUCUAUGAGGUCACCUCCGCCAUUACAGCUUCCUUCCAGGGCUUGUGUGUGGCUACACUAUUCUGUUUUUGUAAUGGCGAGGUUAUUGCCCAGGUUAAGAGGAGAUGGCAGUAUUCAAGCUUCCGACCUCGCUCAAACUCCUACACUGCUACGACGGUCUCGAAAAAAACAACAUUUGGAUGAGGGUUUCAUACCAACAGCCUAUAAAAAGUUUGUGAGAUCAACUGCAGGGCCAGCUACGGGAGAGGAUAAUGUUUGAGUUGGAGUAACGGCCAUCCUUGGACUUCUAUGUCAACGAUCGCUCAAGCAGCUUCGGCAAUCUGAGCACACCAGUUCACCCAAAGGGCUUGCAUCUAAGCUGUCAAGGCAGGAUAUCUGUACUGAGUGCAAUACUUGUAAAAUCGUGGUUCUAAGUUAUCGUUUUGUUCUUGUCAUUACGCUAUAGUCCUCUUUGGAGAAAAUGAUGAGGUUGAAAAAAUCAAAUCAGUAGACUCUUUUUAGUCCAGCCUUCCUUCAUAAAUUCCUGAACCCAUGGAGCAUAAGGAACACUUUUUCCAGCUUCAAAAAAAUGCCGUUCGCCCCCUCAACUAGAAUUAGAUUGUUCCUUCUAUGGAAGUAAUGUAAACUAAUUGUAAGCAUCAUUUAUAUUAGACGUAAAAGAAAUGUUCAAAUUGUGACAUCAGUAGAACCACUAAGUCUUUUAUAUUUAUUUAGACAAUUUGAAUCUGUGUUUUUUUUUUUAAGUAUACUUAAUUAGUGUAAGUACAAAAUACUGCUGCAUCAGCUGGCCAGUUUUCAGUCCGGUCAAGAGCCCAUUCGCUAGCCAGACUAAAAAGAGUCUACCUAACUUUGUUACAUUUAGUUUGAACUUUUUUAACUAUUUUCAAAUUUGUAUUAACAUCUUGGUUAACAUAUGCCAUUUUAUGAAUGUAAAUUCAGUCCCACUAUUACAUCAACCACUAUGCCAUCACCGCCUAUAUCUUUAGUUAUAGUGUAACGGAUAGUUUUCAUGCUUGGGGUUUUAGAUCAAAGGCGGUCUAUUUUAGAGUACCGUACAGGUUCAAUAAUUAUGGGAGACUGUACUAAUUACCAUGGAAUUUCUUCAUAGCUUUUUGUUUUGUUUCCACAAUUUUGGUAGAUUAGCUCUGCAAGUGUCAUAGUGUUUACUCUUUAAUAUUGAAUUAUCUUGUACUUUUACUUACACAACAUUAUAACAAA
Molecule: messenger RNA, 2492 nt
Organism: Macrosteles quadrilineatus (aster leafhopper)
Lineage: Eukaryota; Metazoa; Arthropoda; Insecta; Hemiptera; Cicadellidae
Gene: Dh31-R
Product: calcitonin gene-related peptide type 1 receptor
Exons: 15
Coding region: 246-1457 (403 amino acids)
Biological process (GO): adenylate cyclase-modulating G protein-coupled receptor signaling pathway; cell surface receptor signaling pathway
Cellular component (GO): plasma membrane
Molecular function (GO): calcitonin receptor activity
Source: RefSeq, a predicted model, not a curated record